Vigna radiata var. radiata (mung bean) is the source of this 1488-nucleotide messenger RNA. RefSeq names its product ethylene-responsive transcription factor TINY. Gene Ontology annotation, molecular function: DNA-binding transcription factor activity; DNA binding. Lineage: Eukaryota; Viridiplantae; Streptophyta; Magnoliopsida; Fabales; Fabaceae. Gene Ontology annotation, biological process: regulation of DNA-templated transcription. Bases 218 to 1084 code for a protein of 288 amino acids. The transcript has a single exon. The record is from RefSeq and is a predicted model, not a curated record.
UCUUUGUAGAUGUGCAUGCACCAUAAUGUGUGUAUGCAUGUUGAUUAUGGGAUGAUGGGUGUUUUGAAAGCAGAGCCAUUCGUGUGGGGGUCACUUACAAAUAUGACCCACGUUUCUCUUUCAUAUUUUUAGUCCCUCUUUUUCUCUUCUCUCCACUCUCCUUACUAAAACCCAACCCUUCUUCACUCCUCUCAUUUUCACUCACCUCCUACUAUAUAUGCACACACACACUCCCCUCCCGAAAACUUAUUUCUCAUUACAUUACAUCACUCACCACUCAACACCCAAUCAAACCUUCAACAACAUACAUAACACGCAUUCUCACUCACUCAACCACGUAAGCAAGCAAAUCGCAAUGACUGAGCUACCUGGCUCAGAAUCAUCCUCCUCUGCUUCCACUCGCAAGCACUCGUCUCCACAGGCCCAUUUCGCAGGACCGGAUCACAAAAAGCCCAAGCAGGCCCGAGAUACCAGCAGCAAGCACCCCGUUUACAGAGGAGUCCGAAUGCGGGCCUGGGGGAAGUGGGUAUCCGAAAUCCGCGAGCCAAGGAAAAAGAACCGGAUCUGGCUCGGCACCUUCGCCACCGCCGAGAUGGCGGCGCGUGCCCACGACGUUGCCGCGCUCGCCAUCAAAGGCAACUCCGCCAUUCUCAACUUCCCCGAGCUCGCCGGCUCCCUGCCGCGGCCCGACUCGAACUCGCCGCGGGAUGUUCAGGUGGCGGCGGCAAAGGCCGCCGCCAUGGAGGUGAUGGAUCCCCCGACGACUCCGUCGUGGACGCUGUCGCAGUCUUCUUCGUCAUCCUCGUUGGCGGUGAGUUCGUCCUCGGGGGAGACGUCGACGGCGGAUGAGCUGGGAGAGAUAGUGGAGCUGCCGAGUCUGGGGACGAGUUUGGAAAUACCGGAACGGAGUGAGGAGGUGGUGUUCGUGGAGCCGGUGGACGGGUGGCUGUAUUCCGAGGCGUGGUGUGACGGCAUUUAUGGUGAGAGGGAGUGUGGGGGUUAUUUUAUUGGAGAUGAGAUUUCAAUGCAGGAGUCAGAGAGCAUGAUUCUUUGUGGCUUUGAGGGUUCCUUGUGGCAGCAUUAAUGUGUGGGAACUGCUUUCCUUUUUUUGUCCCAUUCGUUUCAUUUGACUUGGAAUGUGUGAGCCCUUUCCCAAUUUUUCACUUUAAGGGCUACACACAUUUCUUGUCCCUCCACAACGAUCAUGGAUGGACCUACUAUUUCUACCGCCACCACUCCCUUCCCUCUCUUCCACACCACCCACACCUACCUCCUCAACUUCUUCUGUCCAUCAUGUAAUACUGCUACUACUCAUAAUAAUAAUAUUAUUAUUAUUAUUAUUAUUAAUAAUGCAAAUGAAAUCCGAUAUACCUGUAGAAAUGGUGCCAGAUCUUGUAUCAUAUAAUUAUUGUUGUAUUUUUGCUAUACUUUUCAUUGACAGGACCAAUAAAAGUAAAAGCAGAUUCUCUGUUUGCAGUUUGCAUUUUU